GUUCCGGUCGCGUCGACGGGCGGCCGGAAUCCCGCUCCUCGCAACGCUGAUUCCGUACAAGCUGUUUACAACGACUUUUCCAAGUACGAUAUUUGAAUGCGCGCUAAACAGCGGGCAGGUGAGAAACCCGCGGCCGCAACAUUUUCUCUUUCACACCCUGUGACAGUUGGGUCGCGUGCGAACUGUCCCAUUUUCCCGCCAAUCCCAGCUCCGAAAAAAGUGAGCGAAAAGUUUUUGGCGCGAAAUCCACAAGUCGGACUGUAGUGGUAGUCGAUACAAUGACUUUGGUUUUAUGUGAACAUUGAGCUGACAGUUGUGUUUUGGCAUUAUUAGCCCUUAGGAGUUUAUCAUAAUGGAUGACUGGGAGCGACACGUGACUCCCCUUCUGCAGGACAUGGGUUGCUCCAAUGAGGAAGCCCAAGAUGACUUCUUUAAUCAACAAGACUUGCUGGUCGGCAGUAGCGGGGCGGGCAAUGGCGGGGCAGCCACGUCACCAGACGGUGGCUCAAGUUCUGCCCCACCAUUGUCCCCAGGAGGUUCUGGCGUCGUCGGAGGCGCCUUAUCGCCUGGAGCGGGCAGCCACGCCAGCACACCGGCCGCCUCGUGCUGCGACACGCCGCGGCCUAUCAUCACCGAUCCCGUAUCGGGCCAAACAGUCUGCUCCUGCCAAUACGAUGGAGCGAGACUCGCUCUUUCCUCAUACCCACGCCUAUCCAGCGCUGCUGUCGGCGUGUAUGGAGCUCCUUAUCCAUCAACAGACCAAAACCCAUACCCCAGCAUUGGCGUCGAUAGCUCAGCGUUCUAUUCUCCUUUGAGUAACCCGUACGCGCUCAAGGAAGGUGGCGGUGAGAUGUCAGCCUGGACCUCCGCAGGCCUCCAACCCUCAGGGGGCUACUACCCAUACGAUCCUACAUUAGCUGCUUACGGAUAUGGUGCUGGGUACGAUUUAGCAGCCAGGAGGAAAAACGCCACGCGGGAAUCGACAGCGACGCUCAAAGCGUGGCUGAACGAACAUAAGAAAAAUCCGUAUCCAACGAAGGGCGAGAAAAUAAUGCUCGCAAUCAUAACGAAAAUGACCUUAACACAAGUGUCCACAUGGUUUGCGAAUGCCCGCAGACGUCUCAAGAAAGAAAACAAAAUGACGUGGGAGCCAAAGAAUAAGACCGACGACGACGACGACGCGAUGCUCUCUGACGAAGAAAAGGAACAAGAUGAAAAAAUAAAGAAUAGUAAAGAUGAAGAGCGGAAGGGUGAUGAUCUGCUACAGGGUAUGCACAAUCAGCUGCUCGGUUAUGGAAUUAAAGAGGAGUCGAAGCGCGGUACAUCGGAAUGCGGCGUGCCCAUCCCGGCCUCGAAGCCUAAGAUAUGGUCAUUAGCUGAUACGGCUGCGUGUAAGACGCCGCCACCCGCCGCCCAACCUUGGCCGCAGCACGGCUAUGGCACUGGACCCGACAGAUCGUCCGCUGCCGACGGGAGCUCUAAUGGUUUCGUAUUGCCUGCGACAGCAGCAGCAAGUCCUGCCAGUGGAUCUUACGGGCGCUACGGCGGUUUCCCUGGAGGACAGUACAGUGGCCAGCAUCCUUGCAUACACCCGGCCGCUUUUCCUGACGUCCAAACCGACACUCCGCCCCAAACGCCUCCAAAUAUGAAGGUGCACAGUGUCGCCAAUCCUCUGGGCAGCGGCGGCUCCGGCUACUGUUUUCCUAGACACCAACAGUCGCCGCAACGGGACCCAUACCACAAUCCUCAUCACGGAAACAAUCAUCAACCCAAUCAGCACCAUAACGAGGGAUCAGCUGCCUUCAAACCGUUCUAUAAAAGAUAAAGCAUGUGGAAGCUGGGUCGCUGCUUCUCCCGUCAACCAUUAGGGGAAAAUUAAACAUACAGUGGCACAGUGCUUACAUGAUUUAAUACAAACUGCAAACAACGUAGAGGCGACACUGCUGAAAGACUACAUCUGGGGCCUGUUUCACGCAGUCCUGUAAUGAUCAAGCAAUUACUUAAGAUUCAUUUGUUUAUUAUAGAUAAUUAAUUAUACAAUAGCCAUCACCGUUUUAGUGAAUACUUCUGACAAGGACAAUGCAAUCAUAACACUUAAUCCUUUUGGAUGCAUAUUGUUUUACAUACAUAACAACUGAACGUGAAACAGGCUCGUCAAACACGAAUUAAUAUGUAUUAAAUUAAUUUCAUACCUUUGUUUAUCUUGUAGUAUAAUGAUUAUUGAAAUAAUAAAUUAUGGCACGUUUUAUUAUAAUGUAAAAAGUACUUUGUUAACUUUAAUUUUCACUUGGCUUAGAGUGUCGACGGUUGUUCUUAGUAAAAAAUUUAUGAAAAUCAACAUUGCUCAGUAUUUUUUUAUAGAUUUAAGAAUAUUGCGGAUGUAUUGUUAUCCAAAUUAUUUAUAGAAAUCGAAAUUGGAAGGUCAUGUGAAACGUAAACUAGCCAUUGGAUUAGUGAAUUGUUGUAAAUUAUUAAUUAGUGAAAAACAAUGAAAAGUUUGUGACUCUAUUUUCCUAUUAUUUCAUCAGUUCUUCCAUUUGAUUUGAUCGUAAUAUAUUUUAAGGUGUAUAAUUUUAUGGGCUCGUUGACAAAACGGGAAGGAGCAUUGUUUAUUUUGUUAAAAUGUCUUACAGAUAAGCGAUUGGCAAUCGUCGAUUCCUUUAUUGUUGUUGUCUUUGUAUAUAAGUAAAGUUUUGUAGAUUUUCUAUUUUAGUUUCACAUCAAAUGUACAAAGUAAUUAGUGCUUUUUUCCACUUUGAUGCAAAUAUUGAAAGCAUCUGAACGAAUUUUAUAAAUAUUGUUUUAAAAGUAUUAUUAGAGUACAUGUACAUACUGAAUAAUAUUUUAUUAAAAUCGAUCGCAAUCCUACCAAUAUGUUCCGAUACGAAUAGCGCAUGCGUUUGGUGUUGUUUUCCGUGAAGUGUUAAAUGUAAGAUAACGUCGAUUUUAUUUCGAAUAUUAUCGAUGAUUCCACGAUGAAUUAUUUCAUAUAAAUUGCAAUAAUUAAAUAAGUACCUAUAUGUGUCACUACUGAAUACUACGACCGACGACGUGUCUGGUUUCAUUCAGAAUCAACGUGCAUUUAAACAUAAUCAGCCUAAAUUUUAAUAUUUAUGAAUUUAGUUAAGUACACACAUAUUAUCUCUUUAGUUAAUUACUUAGUGCAAUUUUCGUUUACUACAUUUUGAUUUUAUUGUAAACUACAAUUAAUUUCGCUUUUAAAUUAUUUAUGACAAAGAGCUGUCAUAUUAUAUAGAAUAUUAGAAGAUCAGUUAUUUGUACAUAACUAAUAUUAUACUUUAAAUGUACUUAAACCAGUAUCCGACUGUUUUCGUUUAGUUUGGCGGUAGCGAAUCAAUCACAUACUGUGGACGUAGGGUAGUUAUACGACAUAGAAAGUUUCUUAACUGCAAUGUGUCAAUUACAUAACAUUACAUCGAAAAAGAUAUUAUUUCAAUGACGAUUUGCUUCUUCAAAUUGAACUAAGCGAGAGUACAAUAAGAUGUGGUUAAUGUAUGUUUAAAAUGGGUUUCAUUCAAUUCCUUCAUUGCAUUAUCUAUAUAUAUUGAGUCAAAAUACUUCGCUAUCGUCACAACUGCCUAAAGGGCGUCAAAUAGGGUUGAUUGAUAGAUUUUUAAGAUAAUUUAACUACAAUAAGAUGUGUUAUACAAUAUCUGUUUUUAACACACCACUUGUAAUAAUACCCUGUAAAGUAUAGGUCACACGUUUUUAAUUGCAAUAUUUUGAGGCUUGUAAAGUUAUAAGACUCGGUAUGGAAUAUAAUUGUGACCAAAUCGAAUACAUUUGCUUAAUAUUAAAUGUCCUAUAUAGAUAUUUCUAAAUAAUGUACCUA
This is a messenger RNA of Zerene cesonia (dogface butterfly), 3853 nucleotides long. Its product is annotated as homeobox protein araucan-like. The record is from RefSeq and is a predicted model, not a curated record. NCBI's taxonomy places the organism in Eukaryota, Metazoa, Arthropoda, Insecta, Lepidoptera, Pieridae. Gene Ontology annotation, molecular function: RNA polymerase II cis-regulatory region sequence-specific DNA binding; DNA-binding transcription factor activity, RNA polymerase II-specific. The transcript is spliced from 6 exons. The coding region runs from base 353 to 1825 and encodes 490 amino acids. Gene Ontology annotation, cellular component: nucleus. Gene Ontology annotation, biological process: neuron differentiation; regulation of transcription by RNA polymerase II; cell development.